Molecule: messenger RNA, 3776 nt
Organism: Anastrepha obliqua
Lineage: Eukaryota; Metazoa; Arthropoda; Insecta; Diptera; Tephritidae
Gene: Syn2
Product: gamma-1-syntrophin
Exons: 11
Coding region: 974-2518 (514 amino acids)
Cellular component (GO): dystrophin-associated glycoprotein complex; intracellular anatomical structure
Molecular function (GO): protein binding; structural molecule activity
Source: RefSeq, a predicted model, not a curated record
ACAAGUGCGAAAAAUAUUCAUCGAUGCUGUAAGUAAUCAAGUAAAUUUAAAAUAUUAAAAGUGAAGUGAUAAGUCGCAUUUGAUUACCAAGAGUUUUGCGAAGCUAGAAAUAAUACCGUUACGCCGAGAAAUCAUAAAAAAUGUGACCCAAUUUGAUGUGUGUACGUGUGCGCCGAAGGUAAAAGGAAAUAGCAGUGGAAGUGGAAGUGGAAGUCGAAUUGAAUAUUGCAAAAUAGGCUUCGCUUUGAGAGCUGGUUGCGUGCGCGGAAAUAUAUUAAAUUAUUUACUAAGCCAAAGAAGCUAAAAUGCUGCUUAAAUAUUGACAAUGUGAAGAGCGUGAAAAUCUAGAAGUGCUACUCAUAAAUUCUAAGCAAUUUCUAGAGGAAAACGCGAUUUUCUGCUGGCAAUUGCCAUCAAUUUUAUAUAAACUCGAGGAGAGAAUAGAAUAAAUUUUUGUAUUUUGUAUUUUGUUGGGAAAACCCAUAGGCAAAUACGUCCUGUGAAUGCGCCUAAAAGCCAGCUACAAUAGGCAAUGUGAAUAUCAGAACGCGUUCGUGUAUUUGUGUGUGUACGUGCAGAUUUGCAAAUCCGUUGGCAAACUCCACAAUUUAUUUUCCGCCUUAGCUUGCUUUGCUCACAUAAUUUUUUGCAUUUUGUUACAAUGGCGCACUGAUUUUAGAAGAGCAACAACAACAGCAACUGCACAACGAAACAAUACAGAAAGUCAAAAUACGCGUGAGAGAACUUUCGGUCAAGUGUGAGCAUAAGCGCCGAGCGUAAGUGUAGCAAGGAGCACCAGCAAAGCAAGCAGAGAGUCCUACGAGUGGGUUGUGCCACUGACAGCCACCAUAAUAACAACAAUACUCGUAUUUGCGGCAAUAAGAACAAUAAAAACCAGCAUAUUUUCAAUAGCAGCACAACCUCACACAGCUCCAUUACUUCACGUCCUUCGUUCAUUUACGCCCGAGAAAAUAUGAAGAUCAACACAAAGAUGGCAACCCCUAUUGAGGAAAAGGUUGAUCAAAAUUUGAAGAUCCGCACUGGCAUGGUAAAUGUCAGCGAUGGCAAAAGUAAACCAGAACCACUUAGACUGAAUUUAACUAUGGAACUAGUCACCUUACAAAGAUUAGAGGUAGUUACGCCAACAAAUCCUCAACACAAUGGGCCACCAAUGGAGUCAAAGGAGCGCAUGGUGCAGAUUACCCGUCAAAAGCAAGGCGGCCUUGGGCUGAGCAUAAAAGGCGGCGCCGAGCAUAAAUUGCCUAUUUUAAUAUCGCGCAUCUACAAGGAUCAGGCGGCGGACAUCACCGGACAACUAUUUGUUGGCGAUGCGAUAAUUAAGGUGAAUGGCGAAUAUAUCACAGCAUGUCCACACGAUGAUGCGGUUAAUAUAUUGCGCAAUGCCGGCGAUAUCGUUGUGCUGACGGUGAAGCAUUAUCGAGCGGCGACGCCAUUCCUGCAAAAGCAACUUGCCAAGGAGACGCCCGAUUCGGACAAUGAUGCAACAUGUGCGGAAUUAAAGGCUGACGAAGGCUACAAGUCCUCGGUAAAUAAUGGCACAAUAAGUCGCAGCUGCAGUCGUCCGAUGUCAAUUUGCUCGGAACCGGAGAAGAAAUGGGUGGAAGUGGUGGCAGUGCCGCUGAUGAUGGCCUAUGUAACGCGCUAUAUCUACGGCACCGAUAAGUUACGCCCCAAUGCGUUUGAAGUACGCGGCCUUAAUGGCGCCUCGACUGGCAUAAUACACUGUGAUGAUUUGGCCAUUCUCAGUCAAUGGCUUAAGUUGAUAACCGAUAAUGUUGUUGGAUUGACGCACUUACAAAUGAAGCUUUACAAUCGCAAUUUUGCCGUAGGCGAACGCAUCGAAUAUAUGGGCUGGGUGAAUGAGGGUGUCAUCAACAACAACAUCUCUUGGCAGAGCUACAAGCCACGCUUUCUGGUACUGAAAGGCACUGAAGUAAUGCUCUUUGAAACACCACCGUUAAAUGUCGCCGGUUUGUCGAAAGCAUUGGUGGCUUACAAAGUCUAUCAGACGAUGUUUCGGGUUGUGAAAGAAUCGGAAACGGUGGAUAGCCGUCAACAUUGCUUUCUGCUGCAGAGUUCUGGACAUGAGCCACGCUAUCUGAGCGUCGAAACGCGUCAGGAGUUGCUGCGCAUCGAGAAUAGUUGGAAUGCGGCCAUUGUGACGAGCGUAAUUAAAUUGGGCCGUAAAACUUUCGCCGUCUCACAUCACGGAAAAAGUGGUGGCCUGACGUUGGAUUGGCAGUCAGGUUUCUCGCUAGCGGAAGGCGCCGACUCGGCCAUCGUCUGGCAGUAUAAAUUUUCUCAACUGCGCGGCUCCAGCGAUGAUGGAAAAUCAAAAUUAAAACUACAUUUUCAGGAUCAUGAAACGCGUGCGAUUGAAACAAAAGAACUGGAAUGUCAAGUGCUGCAGAGUUUACUCUUUUGCAUGCAUGCCUUUUUGACCGCCAAAGUCGCUUCAGUUGAUCCAGCAUUUUUGAGUUCGAUACAACAAACCUAAAAUCGGCGCAUCUAAACGAAACCCAAAGCAAGUGAAGCGGAUUAAAUUCGUAUUGAUAUGCAAAAGCGGGGAAUCCAGUUUAAAUAGAGCGGAAAGAAAUUGAAAAAAAAAUAUUGUAUUGACAAAUUAACAAAAAGUAGGUACUUAAAAAAUUACUAACAAAACAAAAGCAAACAAACAAAGAAAUACAAAUAAGAAGAAAUAUGUAUUUAUAACUAAUAUUUAAAUAUGAAAAUGUAGCUUAAUAUUUAUACUUAUACUUUGGCAUAUACUUAUACUUACAUAUAGAUAUUUGAACCAAUUAUUAUAAAUACUUAGUAUGAAUAUAUUGAAUGCAUGCAUAAUUCACAUAAAUAGAUGUGUGCAAUAUUUGUAUAACUAACUACUCAUGCACGGCACUGAGAGUGUAUUAGUGUCGGGUGUAUAUCAGAUAUACGGACCUACCCAGUUAUGUUUGCAAAGUUACGUAUUCAGGGGAAGGAUAAGCAGCAGCGCGUUUGCAAAGCGGUUAGCGAUAGCUGCCCCCCUUUAUUAUGUAUUGAUCGUUAUGAAAAUUAGCUUGUUGUAAUGAGAUUAUCAAUAUAAUUACAUAGUUACGGAUUUUCUGAAUUAUUUGUUUCACAAUUUAAUGCCUUCACCUUUGAGUGGAUAUUAUACAUUUUGUGCACAGAAAAAAUAUUUCGCCCUGAAGCACUUACAUACAUAUACGAGUAUAAGUAGUAAAAAUGUUAUUUUAAUGCUUGUGAAGCGCUGAAUCUCCGAUGUUUUAAAGAAUUAUACGGAAAAAAAAAUCUACAGAAUUCGAACAAUUUGCCUUUCCUCAUAGAUUAACCAACUAUCAGUGCUACUUAAAUUUAAUAACAUUGAUUCUGGAUGCAACAGAUGAACGAAUAUCGUAACACUUUCCAUAACUACACUGAUGCAUAACUUUAUACAAACAAGAACUCUUCUCCACUUAGCAACGGUUACUUCCCUGUAUUGUACCUAUGAAAUGUUUAAAACUAUUUAUUUCCCCAUUUUAUGUGCAUUAGUGGCAAAAAAAACAGAUAAUUUUUUGCAUUUAUAAGUAUAAAAUUAUCUGAAUUCAAACGGUGUUUGCCAUUAGUUGAGCAGCCAUAGUCAAUGAACUGAGCGGCAAAAAAUUAUAUACUCCGACGUUAUGAAGUUUUAUUAUAGUAUAACGGUGCUAAAGGUUCAAUUUCGAUAAUUUUUAUGGAUAAAAUUGUUAGUAAAAAAUAGAAAAAAAUUAAGAGGCAAU